This is a messenger RNA of Microsporum canis CBS 113480, 4815 nucleotides long. RefSeq names its product Dna2p. The record is from RefSeq and is a predicted model, not a curated record. Gene Ontology annotation, molecular function: 5'-flap endonuclease activity; single-stranded DNA helicase activity. Bases 1 to 4815 code for a protein of 1604 amino acids. Gene Ontology annotation, cellular component: cytoplasm. Gene Ontology annotation, biological process: replication fork reversal. Lineage: Eukaryota; Fungi; Ascomycota; Eurotiomycetes; Onygenales; Arthrodermataceae. The transcript has 4 exons.
AUGAUGCACGAUCCAUUUAUUUGCUCCACCUCGAAAGCCAAGUUAGAUGCCUUCAGAUACGCUCCCAAGGCGACGGAGAUGGAGAUGGAGGAGCUACUAGAACGCCCGACUCAAGAAGCAGAGAGAGAGGACGAAGAUGAGAAGAAACAAGAGACCCGGCCAAUGCCAUGUCCAGAGACGCCCGUACACAAGAUACCACUCGCAGACAUGAUAAGCAACACUGAAGACGCGCUCAACAACGCCCCCGAGAAGGUGAUUACACCUGGAGACCAUGUCUUCUGGGACCAUGGUGGCUCAUUUUUACGCUCGACACCAAACACUGCCAGGAAGAAGCGCAAUCGCAGCCUGUCACCUGCCAGCUCGCCCUCUUAUAUUACUAAGGAUGGCUCUUUUACUACUAUGUUCACCCUCGAGAAGGUGGUGCCGACUACGCCUCUACAUGAUGACGCCGCAGACCUCUGGACCAGGUAUGUCAGCAAAGCCGAUGGUCUGCCAGCAGAGUGUAAUAUGCCUUCCUCCCCGCGCACACCGGGACUGACGGGAAGUGCAAGGAAGGCCUGUCUGCGCAGGGCAAACAGCUGUGCUAUUGAUUGGCCCAAGUCGGCUACCAGGGGGAAACGGUCGAUGGACUGGCUGGGUUCUCAUAGGCGGCUUCGGCGUCCUCUUACCUCCGAGGAAGGCGAGCCAGGCCCGUUCGGCAACUCGAGGAUCAACAUGCUUGUCGAUAGGAUACAGGAGUCCCUUCUCAAGUCAAAUACUACCAACACUACUGCUGCUACUGCUCCUCCGAGUUCAUCACCACUGCCUGAUGGACCUGAUAUACAGCAAGCUAAACGCUUGAGGUUUACCACAGAAUCUCCGUCCAAGCCUGCUGCCGUGCGCAGAGGGCAGUUAGACGUACUCCCGCCACAGAACAAGGAUCCAGAGUCGUCGGACUACGGCGACGACGACCAGGACCAGGAAUUCUUCGAACUCGCGGCGGCCUCGACGAACGAGGCCUUCUCCACACAGAACCGCAAUAAUACAAAUACCACUUUACGACCUGAUACAGAUACCAAUUAUGAUACGUUCUCACAGCUAGCCAAGAACAUGAGUGAUGAUUCUGAUGAUUUCGAUAAUGACGACUAUGAUGGUAUGGAUGAGAUUAUAGCUUCAUAUAACAAAAAUAUCCCUACACCCGCAACUACUACUACGACUACAGCCACAAUAACGAACCAACCGCCUAUCACCCCACAGAAAGGUAGGGUGAAAAAUAUGGUAUCUGAGGGUGAACUGGAAGGAAUAAUGGAACUGGAUGCGUUUGAUUCCUCUACUGAUGACACUGAUUGCAUGCUUACCCUUAUCAAGCCUAGUCAAACCCCUCAGGCUAUUAAGCGCUAUCUUGUCAUUGAUUUAGCCGAGAAUACAUAUACCAAUCCAAAGGGACGCACUCAAUGGGAGAAAGUACUGGUCGUCUGUGAGGACAAGAAGAAGAAAACCCGCGCCAUCACCCUACGCGACUCAUGGUUCGAUUCUGCUGUCUCCAAAGACUCCUACAUUCAUCUCAUAGGCACAUUCAACCGCAAUGGCCAGUGUCUCGUGGAUGAUUCUUCUAACCACGCCAUCAUCAUCGACCCAGACCACCUCAUCUCCGCUACUGUGGUAGCAGACUCCUUCACUUGUCCUCGCCGCGCUGUGCUCCAGGACCGGGUCAAGGCUACCAGCGACGCCAACAAGCCCCAGGUCUACGGCCAUAUCCUACACGAGAUCUUCCAGGAGGCAAUGAAGGCUAAUAAUUGGGGCCUUUCUUGGUUGAAGAAGCUCAUUGAUACCAUCUUACCAAAGUAUAUAGAAAGCCUCUUUGAAGUGAACGUCAGUAUCAAUGAUGCUGCCAACUACCUCGAGACUAAGAUGCCUGCUCUCAGAGAGUGGGCGAAAUUAUACGUCCAUCCUCAUCCAACCGCUGGCUCGAUGAUGGAUGAUAGAAAUGGCGCAAUGUCCAAGAUCUGUAUCAACAAACUGCUCGAGGUUGAAGAGCAUGUGUGGUCUCCGAUGUAUGGAUUGAAGGGCAAUAUCGAUGCCACUGUCCAAAUCGUCCUGGAGGAAGAAGGAGAGCAAAAAACGCUCACCGUGCCAUUAGAAGUUAAGACGGGGAAGAAUAAUGCGAAUCAUUCACACCGCGCCCAAACAGCAUUAUAUUCGUUGCUUCUUUCUGACCGUUACGGUAUAUCAAUUUACAUUCCCUUAUCCCAACUGCACCUUGUGGUAUACACUAACACAUUUAUAGAUAUAAACGUAACAUUUGGAAUAUUAUACUACUUGGAACUCUCAAAGACUCUUCGUGUCCGUGCCAUACCAAAUGAAAUCCGGCAGAUGAUCCAACAACGAAAUCUACUCGCUGGUUAUCUCCGUCAACGGUUCGAACUUCCCCCUAUGCUUAAAAACUCCCGACUUUGCAGCCCUUGCUACGCAAAGUCGACGUGUUUUCUAUAUCACAAGCUCGUGGACGACGGCACAGAGGAAACGAGCGGCGUAGGCAAGCUUUUCCAAGAAACAUCCGGCCACCUCACCGCUCCCCAUCAAGGGUUUUUCAAGAAAUGGGAUGACCUACUGACGCUGGAGGAGAAGGAAAUGUCGAAGUUCCGACGUGAGCUAUGGACCAUGGUUAGUGCUGAGCGUGAGGGUGUAGGACGAUGUUUCGGCAACGUCAUUAUUGAGAAUGGAUCUGCUAUUGAAAAUUCAGAAGGGCAAAAAAUAAAUCGGUUCCAAUAUACGUUUGUUAAGCCCAGAUCUGUUUCGGGUUUUUCAUUCACAGAGUCGCAGAUCAAUGUUGGUGAGCCGAUCGUUGUCUCUGAUGAACAGGGCCAUUUCGCUCUUGCGAAUGGGUAUGUGGUGCAAAUCAGCCCUAGACGCAUCACAGUGGCGGUUGAUAGACGGCUUCAUAAUGCUCGAAAUAAAGAGGCUGGAUUCGAUGCUGUUAGCAAUCAGACCUUCCAGGGUAUCAUGGAUAUCUCGUCAGGGAAUAGGAAUGCCAUGAACAUGGACCAUCGCACGGAGAACCCAAUGCUCUACAGACUGGACAAGGACGAAUUCAGCAAUGGCCUGGCCAUAGUUCGAAAUAAUCUAGUCUCACUAAUGGCACGGGACGUCUUUCAAUCGGCUCGUCUUCGUGAAUUGAUAGUCGAGGGCGCCGCUCCGGUAUUCAAGCCUGGCUCACCCAUUUCUCGCCUCCCAGAGGCGGUGGGACCUAAUCUAAACAUGGACCAGAAAAUGGCCAUUGGCAAAGUGCUAAGUGCAAAUGACUAUGCAUUGGUUCUUGGUAUGCCAGGAACUGGUAAAACGACGACAAUAGCUCAGAUUAUUCGUGCCUUGGUAUCUCAGGGGAAAAGCGUCUUGCUGACCUCCUACACCCACACGGCCGUUGAUAACAUCUUGCUCAAAAUCCGAGAUGAUAAGUUUAGAAUUCUUCGUCUCGGGACACCGUCGAAAAUACACCCUGAAGUCCAGCAGUUUGCCGAAUUGGCAGCAACGCCUAAGAAUACAAUUGAAGAACUUGAAGACGUAUAUGAGAAUUCAAAGGUAGUGGCCACAACGUGUCUAGGAGUUAACCAUCGAAUCUUCAAUACCCGGACAUUCGACUACUGUAUCGUCGAUGAAGCCUCGCAGAUAACAUUGCCUGUUUGCCUGGGACCGAUUCGCAUGGCUAAAACGUUCAUCUUGGUAGGAGACCACUACCAACUACCGCCUCUUGUUCAAAGCAAACAAGCUAUAGAAGGCGGCCUUGACCACAGCUUGUUCAAGCUGCUUUGCGACAUGCACCCAUCGUCGGUAGUCAACCUAGAGCACCAAUACCGCAUGUGUGAAGAGAUCAUGCUCCUUUCAAAUACCCUCAUAUACUCCAAUCAUCUCAAAUGCGGAACACCAGCCAUCGCAACCCGUUCACUUUCCAUUCCAAACAUAAACGGCCUCAAACGCAUCCAUCCAACUUCCUUCCCUUCCUCCACCGCCAAAUCUCGCUGCCUGGGCUCAAGUCACGGCCGAUGCUGGCUCCGCGAACUCGUUGACCCUCGUACAAAAACCCGCUUCAUAAACACCGACUCCCUUCGUCCUGAGGCCCUAGACUCCGCAAAGGGUUCCCGCAUAAUCAAUGAGGUUGAAGCUACCCUCUGCGCUCAGCUUGUCGAGGCAUUUAUCGCCGUUGGUAUUGCAGCACAAGAUAUUGGCGUCGUUACGCUCUACAGAAGCCAGCUCUCCCUUUUAAAACAAAAGCUCCGCCAUCACGGUCCAAAUCUUGAAAUGCACACCGCAGACCGUUUCCAGGGCCGUGAUAAAGAAGUGAUUAUCAUGAGCUGUGUCCGCAGCAACUCAGACCGAAAUGUAGGCGAUUUACUCCGCGACUGGCGUCGAGUCAACGUCGCAUUUACCCGGGCAAGAACCAAAAUGCUCAUCGUCGGCAGCAAAGCUACCCUCAGCGAAGGGAACGAGCUACUAGGCAAAUUCACGAAGCUCAUGGAUGAGCAUCAAUGGCGGUUCGAUCUACCGCCGAACGCUGUGAGCCAGCAUGUGUUUGCAGAGCACGAUUUACUCUUCACCCAGGCAAUGGGCGACAAGAGUCCAAUGGCAGACAAAUUCGCAAAUACCUUAUCUCCUAGCCCUACAAAGAAACAGCCUCAGGCUCGACUUCCACUUAGCCCGUUGAAGAAUAAAGCGGGUACUCUCCCUAAGCCUACACAAGGCAUGAAGAAACCACAAAAAGUAGGACAGCCACUUAAUGGGGAGAGGAUCAUAAGAAAAAGGCCAGUGCUGAUGGAUGUUCUUAAUGAUAUGCUUGGAUGA